Pediculus humanus corporis (human body louse) is the source of this 1326-nucleotide messenger RNA. RefSeq lists its product as uncharacterized. The transcript is spliced from 6 exons. Gene Ontology annotation, cellular component: nucleus. Gene Ontology annotation, biological process: double-strand break repair via homologous recombination; regulation of DNA-templated transcription. The coding region runs from base 1 to 1326 and encodes 441 amino acids. The record is from RefSeq and is a predicted model, not a curated record. Lineage: Eukaryota; Metazoa; Arthropoda; Insecta; Psocodea; Pediculidae.
AUGACUCCGGACGUUUAUUUGAAAAUAUUUACAAAUUCAACGAGAAAAAUAAGAUGGGAUGCUAAAUUAGGUUUUCAAAAAAAUCCGGGAAACCUGAUAAUAUCAUUAAAUUCGAUUUUACCUGAUGGCGGUCCCAUAAGUCGAUUGGAUGUCAUCAUCGUUCGAAUUUAUCCUUUUCUUUAUGUUGAAAAAACUGUGGAUGGUCGAAGGGUUGUGAGAAAUGAGAAAACUGAAGAAAAGGCUGAGGCGGAACAUAAGAAAAUUCGAGAUGAAAAAUUGGAAAAAAUUUACGAUGAGGUUUACGCGGAAAUGAGAAGGAGUAAGAAAAAAACGAGAGACACGGAUGAUGUUUUAUCACCGGAAAUUGAAAAAAAUUUUUAUUCUUUAACGAGAAAUUUUCAUAGAGAGAAUCAAAACAAAGAUAAUACCAACGGUUUCGAAGCUUUGAAAAAAGUCGAAGAAAAAUUAAAGAGAGAAAAUUUAAAGAGAGACGUGAGUCAAGUAUUGAAAAUAAGAAUAGCAGAUGCGAGAAAACCAAAUUUUACGAUUCCAUCAUUAUUAUCAAUAUGGAAUCCGAACGAAGAAACGUCAACGUUGUUUGCAGAGGGAAAAGGAAUGUCACUCGUCAACGUGACAGUCAGUAAUUUUCAAACAAGGUUCAAAUCCGGGAUUCAAAUCAACGCAUCGAGAUCGACGAGAUUUCAAUCGAUCACGAAUCGAGAUUUCGAUUAUCCCGCGAGACGUUUGACACCGCUCGGCAAAAUGGCGGACGUAGUUUUCGACGAAAUCGACAUUGUCGGAAUCGUAACGGUCGUGAAAGACUUUACGGAACAAGAUUUGCAAAUAAUUUAUUUGUCGGAUUUGGAAUUUAAUUUCGUCGGGAUUUCGUUCAGAGGAGGAUGUCAGAAUUACGGUUGGGAAAACAUAUUGAAACGUUCGGAAAUUGUCGCCUGCAGCAAUCUGUCGUUAAAAUCCACCGAAAGGUCAUCAGUGGUACCAACGGUUUGGGCGAAAGAAACUUCUUCGUUUACGAAAAAUUCUAAAAAAAACCAUUUGAAAAAAGGAUUGGAAACAUUGAAAGGAAAUCUUCCGAGGGAAAUGGAUAAAUUUUUACACGAGUGCGAGGGGAUACUGUCGGAAAAAUUAGAAAUGUCCAAGAUAUCGGGGUAUUCGUUUGGUUGUAACGACGACAGCGUCAAAGACGUCGAUUUAUCGACGUCGACGUCGUCGUCGUUGUUGUCGUCGUCGAAACAAAUGGAAAAAAAUUCUUCGUCGUCGAAAUAUUCAAAUAAUUCUUUUCGUUGGAUUUCAUAUAAAAACGUUUAA